AUGCUGAAGACGUCACCGAUCCUCUCAACCUCCGCCAAUGCCUCGCCGACCACAUUCCGCUAUGCGCAUCACUCUCCUCAACACUCCCCCAAACCUGCCGCGAUCGGGCGACGACAUUCAUCACGGUCAGACCCGUGUGUCGCCGACCCUAUGAACUCGUCACCACACCAGCGCCCGCGGCAGUACGUCGCCAAUGACACUGGCGCCCAAGGGCCGGCCAUGGAUUUACACAGACGUUCGUCCUCGUCGCUCUCACAAAAACCUCUCGCGCAAACCACAAAAUCCCCUCGUCGUCCGUCUACGGCGAACACCCCUGCCGCUGCCCCUCAACCACCCCAACCCCAGGCCCUGAGCGAGAGUCAGGUACCACAAAGCGGGGUGUCGCCUGUCAAACGACGAAGCUCGCCGCCGCAACCUUCCGCCCAAGCUCCGAAUGCUUCGGGAUCGCCAUCACAGCAGACAUCGAAGCGACCAAAACCCGAUUCGCCACCUCCAAAAAUUCUGCCACAGCAAUAUGAGUUCUGUCCUGUAGAGGACAUGGUUGAAUUGAUUGCGCACAUGCUGGGCGAGUUGAUAGCGACUAAUGAUGCGAUACGGAGUUCAAAUGGCGGCUUGACACGCUUUCACUCAAGAACUGCCCCAGGCAUAUCCGUACGCGAUUAUUUACACCGCCUGGCCAGGCAUGCUACCCUGAUCCCACCGCUCCUGCUUGCAAUGGUCUACUACAUUGACCGACUGUGCGCACUUUACCCGGAAUUCACUAUAAACACCCUGACAGUUCACCGAUUCCUCAUCACCGCUGCCACUGUCGCCGCCAAGGGAUUAUCUGAUUCCUUCUGGAACAACACCACAUACGCGCGAGUAGGCGGAGUACGAUUGGCCGAGCUUAAAUUAUUAGAACUCGAGUUUCUCUACCGAGUUGACUGGAAGAUUGUCCCAAACCCAGAGGUCCUGGUGGCCUAUUACAAGGGCUUGGUCGAACGUACCCCAGGGUAUGCACUAGACGCCGAAGAAUCAGACGGCGACGAGGACGGGGAGGAGACUCGAGAGGCACAUAAUCAAGACGGAGAACACCAAGAAACAUGA
Ilyonectria robusta is the source of this 1086-nucleotide messenger RNA. Its product is annotated as cyclin-domain-containing protein. Gene Ontology annotation, molecular function: cyclin-dependent protein serine/threonine kinase regulator activity; protein kinase binding. Gene Ontology annotation, biological process: regulation of cyclin-dependent protein serine/threonine kinase activity. Gene Ontology annotation, cellular component: cyclin-dependent protein kinase holoenzyme complex; nucleus. The coding region runs from base 1 to 1086 and encodes 361 amino acids. Lineage: Eukaryota; Fungi; Ascomycota; Sordariomycetes; Hypocreales; Nectriaceae. The record is from RefSeq and is a predicted model, not a curated record. The transcript is spliced from 2 exons.